Messenger RNA from Odobenus rosmarus divergens (Pacific walrus), 5347 nucleotides. RefSeq names its product family with sequence similarity 179, member B (gene TOGARAM1). Lineage: Eukaryota; Metazoa; Chordata; Mammalia; Carnivora; Odobenidae. Gene Ontology annotation, molecular function: microtubule binding. The record is from RefSeq and is a predicted model, not a curated record. Gene Ontology annotation, cellular component: cytoplasmic microtubule; cilium. The transcript has 19 exons. Gene Ontology annotation, biological process: microtubule cytoskeleton organization.
GCUGUGGGGUCUGGCGCUCUGGCAGGGGCCAUUUUGCCGAAGGCAGCCCGCCGGGGGCGACUUGGCAGCUAACUGAAGCUGUUCCUUUUCUUCCUCUGCAGCUUGGGGCUUGGAGAGGAACUGGAAGGCUGGGCUCCAUUGAGCCCUUCAGAGACGAUGGUUUCCUCCAGCCUUUGCCACCUGACGACCCUCCAUGGCGGCUGUGCCCUCUGCGCUGCGCCUGCUGCCGCAACUUCCAGCCCUCUGUGCCUAUCGGCUCCAGAGCUGCAAUCGUCCUUCCGCCCCAGAGACUGAUGAUAAUCGAGGUGGGGGCACCAUGAGAGGCGAGAAAAACUAUUGCCGUGGAGCUGCCGGAGACCACAGUUCCUGCCCGCCGACACCUUCGCCUCUGGCCUCGACCCUCAUGAUGCCCGCGGAGGCAAUCACAAGUAGUUGGUCUGGGUCUGGAGGUGGUUUGUCAGGAGAAGAUGAAGAGGAGACUCGGCUUCUUCAACUCCUCCGGACCGCGCCAGAUCCUUCCGAGGCCUUUCAGGCUUUGCAGGCUGCUUUGCCGCGGCGGAGCGGUAGACUCGGCUUCCCCCGACGGAGGGAAGCAUUGUAUCGGGCCCUGGGCCGAGUGCUUGUGGAAGGAGGUAGUGAUGAGAAGCGACUCUGCUUGCAUCUCCUCUCGGACGUUCUCCGGGGUCAGGGGGAGGCAGGCCAGCUGGAAGAGGCCUUUAGCUUAGCACUUCUGCCUCAACUAGUUGUCUCCUUACGAGAAGAGAAUCCAGCCCUACGGAAAGAUGCACUACAGAUCCUACAUAUAUGUCUGAAACGUAGUUCUGGACAGGUGCUGAGAACACUUAUACAGAAAGGACUGGAAAGUACAGAUGCCCGGCUUCGAGCUGCCACAGCACUGCUGUUCCCUAUCUUGCUUACUCCUGAGGAUUUGUUGUUCAGCCUAGAUCUCACCGAGGUAAUAAUAUCCCUAGCCAGAAAGCUUGGCGAUCAGGAGGUAGAAGAAGAAUCUGAGACUGCUUUCUCUGCACUUCAGCAAAUUGGGGAACGACUUGGCCCAGAGAGAUUUCAGUCCUAUAUCUCUCGCUUGCCAUCUGCCCUGAGGAGACACUACAAUCGCCGCCUGGAGUCCCAAUUUGGAAGUCACGUUCCUUAUUAUUUGGAACUGGAAGCCUCUGGAUUUCCUGAAGAUCCUCUCCCCUGUGCAGUGACUCUUUCUAACAGCAAUCUUAAAUUUGGGAUUAUUCCUCAAGAGCUGCAUUCAAGAUUGUUAGAUCAGGAAGACUAUAAGAACCGGACUCAGGCCGUUGAGGAAUUAAAACAGGUGAUGGGAGGAUUUAAUCCUAGUUCUACCCCUCAUUCCAGUCUUGUCGGUUUCAUUAGCUUGCUCUAUAAUCUGUUAGAUGAUUCUAACUUCAAAGUGGUUCAUGGCACACUUCAGGUCCUGCAUUUACUGGUUAUUCGCCUUGGAGAGCAGGUACAACAGUUCUUGGGACCAGUUAUAGCAGCUUCUGUCAAAGUGUUGGCAGACAACAAAUUGGUAAUCAAACAAGAAUACAUGAAAAUUUUCCUCAAGCUAAUGAAGGAAGUAGGUCCUCAACGGGUGCUUUGUUUACUUCUGGAACAUCUCAAACAUAAGCAUUCCAGAGUGAGAGAGGAGGUAGUGAACAUUUGCAUCUGCUCCCUCCUGACCUAUCCCAGCGAGGAUUUUGACUUACCCAAACUGUCUUUUAAUCUUGCCCCAGCUCUUGUAGAUAGCAAACGCAGGGUACGCCAAGCAGCUCUUGAAGCCUUUGCUGUGUUGGCAUCGUCCAUGGGCUCAGGUAAAACCAGUAUCCUUUUCAAAGCUGUGGAUACUGUUGAACUGCAAGAUAAUGGAGAUGGAGUGAUGAGUGCUGUGCAGGCCAGAUUGGCUAGAAAAACCCUCCCAAGGUUAACAGAACAGGGAUUUGUGGAAUAUGCAAUACCUAUGCCAUCAUCUGCCCAGGGUAGGUCAAGCCAUCUGGCACAUGGAGCAGAUACAGACUGGCUCUUGGCUGGUAACAGAACUCAGAGUGCACACUGUCACUGUGGAGACCACACAAGGGACAGCAUGCAAAUUUAUGGAUCUUACAGUCCAACUAUCUGUACCCGAAGGGUAUUAAGUGCAGGAAAAGGAAAAAAUAAAUUACCAUGGGAAAAUGAGCAGCCUGGAGAAAACCAGACCUCCAAUUCCAAGGACAUAGAACAGUUUUCAGCAUAUGAUUUCAUCCCAUCUCCAAAAUUAAAGUCCUCUCAAGGAAUGCCAGUAAAUGAUGAUUUAUGUUUUAGCAGAAAAAGAGUCUCAAGAAACUUAUUUCAGAAUAGUCGAGAUUAUAAUCCAGAUUCUCUUCCUGUAUGUGCUGCUGGCAGUACUGGGACUCAUCAGACAAAUGUUUCUGGGAAAUUUGGACAACUUGGAUUUUCACAGAUAUGUGGGAAAAGUGAGAGUGUGGAUUCUGACUUACAAUACCUAGGGACAACUAACAAUCAUCAAGAUAAAGUGUAUGCUAGCCUGAAUUUUGCUCCUAAGACACAGCAGACAUUUGGUAGCCAAACGGAACGUACUUCAUCAUACUCUGGUCUAAAUCCAAGUCCAGGAGGCUUCAUCCUUCCAUCCUAUCCUCUCUCAUCACCUCGAACUAGUCCAAAGCACGCAUCUCUUACCGUAUCUCCAAAGAAGUCUCAGGAUAUUUCGAUUAACUUCUCCAAUUCCUGGCCUCUUAAAAGCUUCGAAGGACUACCAAAGCCGAGUCCACAGAAAAAGCUUGUCAGCCAAAAAUCGUCUGACUCUCCAGGUAGAAAUGAUGGAGAAAAGUCUCAAGAAAAACUUUCUCCAGUUCAACUUACACCUGCCUUGGUGAGAUCACCGUCUUCCCGACGAGGCCUAAAUGGGACAAAACCCGUACCUCCCAUACCAAGGGGAAUCAGCCUUUUGCCUGAUAAAGCUGACUUAAGCACAGUGGGACCCAAAAAGAAAGAGCCUGAUGAUAUUUGGAAGAGUGAAAAAGAUAGUCUUACAAUUGAUCUUUCAGAAUUAGAUAUCAGAGAUAAAGAUUUGGAUCAAGAAGAGAUGCAGAGCUCUCUUAGGUCCCUUCGUAAUAGUGCAGCUAAGAAAAGAGCAAAACUGAGUGGCAGUACUUCUGAUCUUGAAAGCCCUGAUUCUGCAGUUAAGCUCGAAUUGACUAUGGACUCACCAUCUCGAUCUUCCUCUCCAAACAUCAGCUCUUAUAGUGAAAGUGGAGUUUAUAGCCAAGAAUCAUUGACAUCUUCUCUGUCUACAACUCCCCAGGGGAAGAGAAUAAUGUCAGACAUAUUUCCGACAUUUGGAUCAAAACUUUGUCCAACGAGACUUUCUUCUGCAAAGAAUAAAAUCUCUGAGAUAGCUGACCAAAGCCACAGUGCAGGGUCAUCAUCAAAUUUACAGCAAAUUCCCAGUCUUGACUUCACAUCUACAAAUACCUUACCAGAAGACUCAGUGGUUGUUGUUGGAAAAGGUGUAUUUGGAAGUCCAAAUUCAGCACCAGCAGCCUGCAGCCCAUCAGUGAUAUCUUCUGUGGAAAAUGGAGAUACAUUUUCAAUUAAACAAAGCAUUGAACCACCAUCAGGAAUUUAUGGAAGAGCAGUCCAGCAAAAUAUUCCAUCAUAUGUUGAUGUUGAGAAUGAAAAGGAUAUUAAAGUUUCUAUUUCAAAAUCUACUUAUGACAAGAUGAGACAAAAAAGAAAAGAGGAAAAAGAACUUUUUGACAUUAAAGAUUGUGAAAAGAAGGAACAGAAUUCCUGGGAGCGAAUGAAACAUACAAGAACUGAGAAAAUGACAUCUGAAAGUGAAGCAUCUCCUGGAGACAUUCCACAAUAUAAAGAAAGGAUGUCUUCUGUCACUCAUAGUCCUGAAAUAAUGGAUACAUCAGAACUACGGCCAUUUUCCAAACCAGAAAUAGCACUGACAGAAGCCCUUAGGCUUUUAGCUGACGAGGAUUGGGAGAAGAAAAUUGAAGGACUGAAUUUUAUUAGGUGCUUAGCUGCUUUUCAUUCUGAAAUAUUGAACACCAAGUUGCAUGAAACAAAUUUUGCAGUAGUUCAAGAGGUGAAAAAUUUACGCUCUGGAGUUUCUCGUGCUGCUGUGGUCUGUUUAAGUGAUCUUUUCACUUACCUGAAAAAAAACAUGGAUCAAGAACUAGAUACUACAGUAAAAGUUUUGUUGCACAAGGCUGGAGAGUCAAAUACAUUUAUAAGAGAAGAUGUUGACAAAGCACUGAGAGCUAUGGUCAGUAAUGUAACUCCUGCACGUGCAAUUGUUUCUCUUAUCAAUGGAGGACAAAGGUACUAUGGUCGAAAAAUGCUUUUCCUUAUGAUGUGUCAUCCAAACUUUGAUAAAAUGCUUGAAAAAUAUGUCCCAUCCAAAGAUUUGCCAUAUAUUAAGGAAUCUGUUAAAAGCUUACGGCAAAAGGGCUUAGGAGAGAUACCACUAGAUACUCCUUCAGCAAAAGGAAGACGAUCUCAUACUGGCACUGUUGGAAAUACAAGGUCAUCAUCUGUUUCUAGAGAUGCUUUCAAUUCAGCUGAAAGAGAAGUAACUGAAAUUCGUGACAUCACCAGAAAAUCAGUUCCCCGCAAUUCCUUAGAAAGUGCUGAAUACAUUAAAGUCAUAACCAGUUUAUUAAAUGCAAAAGACUUCCGUGAUCGCAUUAAUGGGAUUAAGCAGCUUUUAUCAGAUACUGAAAACAAUCAAGAACUGGUUGUUGUAAACAUUGUGAAGAUCUUUGAUGCUUUUAAAUCUCGACUUCAUGAUUCCAAUAGUAAAGUAAAUCUGGUGGCUCUAGAAACAAUGCACAAAAUGAUUCCUUUGCUUAGAGACAACUUAUCUCCUAUAAUCAACAUGCUAAUUCCAGCAAUAGUAGAUAACAAUCUGAAUUCAAAGAAUCCAGGCAUCUAUGCUGCUGCCACAAAUGUUGUUCAGGCACUGAGUCAGCAUGUAGACAAUUACUUACUUCUACAGCCAUUUUGCACAAAAGCUCAGUUUUUAAAUGGAAAAGCAAAACAGGAUAUGACUGAAAAGCUUGCUGAUAUUGUUAUGGAACUUUAUCAAAGGAAGCCCCAUGCCACAGAACAGAAAGUGUUGGUUGUUUUAUGGCAUCUUUUAGGGAACAUGACAAAUAGUGGCUCUUUGCCUGGAGCUGGAGGAAAUAUACGAACAGCCACAGCUAAAUUAUCAAAAGCACUUUUUGUACAAAUGGGUCAGAAUCUGUUAAAUCAGGCUGCAUCCCAACCACCACAUAUCAAAAAGAGUUUAGAAGAAUUGCUCAACAUGACAAUAUGAAAUGAAUUAUGA